AGGAGAGAGAGAGGGGAACUUUUCCCCAGUCGGCUGGGCACGCGGGAGACGGAGAGGGGGAGCAGCCGCGCGUCGCCUCCGCCUGCCGCCCGGGCCGGGUGAAGGACCCGCCGAGCCCAGGAUGGAUUUCAGCGAGAUCCUGAUGGUGGCGUCGGAAAAGCAGGGGCUCAGCGCGGUGCCGAAAAGAUACAGCUUGGCAGUCGGCCCUCCCAAAAAGGAUCCGAGAGUGAAAGGUGUCCACUCAGCAUCAGUGAAAGCAUUCCUCAAACGGCAAGAGGCGGAACGUAGGAAAAAAGAUCUCGAGGAGAAGAAAAGGAAAGAAGGACUUUUAGCUAAGCGUGUAGAACUGAAACAUGACCGAAAAGCGAGAGCUAUGGCUUCUCGAACGAAGGACAACUUCUGUGGCUAUAAUGGCAUCCCUGUUGAAGAAAAACCUAAAAGGAGGCUGAGUGGCGAAAGCAGAUCUGAUAGAAGUAGGGGCGCAGGGGAGUGUGCGACAGGUGAUGAUACGGAGGAAUCUGAACACAUUCAGACAGACUCUGAGCACGAAUCUGAAGAUUAUGAAGAAAGGCCACCCAAAGCACCAGUGAAACCAAAGGCACCUCCCAAGGCUGCACCUCCUCCACACCUGAAUUUUACAGAUCUUCUAAAGCUGGCUGAAAAAAAGCAGUAUGAACCCGUGGAAAUAAAAGUCGUAAAAAAAAAAGAAGAAAGACCCAUGACAGCGGAAGAACUGAGAGAACGAGAAUACUUGGAGCGGAAAAACAGAAAAGUGGUUGCGCUAAAGGAGAAGAAAGGGGAAAGAGAAAUGAAACACGUAGUGGCGUCUAGUGGCUCCAGAAAAGACCUUUCGCAGAAGGAGCCCUUGAAUGCUAAACACGGCAAGCAUUCCACAGACAAACAUUCCUUCUCGAAAGGAAGCCUUUCCUCCCAAAGUGGUCAUGAUAAGACAUCCAAAGGACCAGCAUUGUCCUCCAAGCCUAAACACACUGAGAAAGUGAAACACACGCUCAAGGGACCUUUAAAAGGUCCGUCUGGCACUAGUCACGGUAAAGCCCCAGCCAGUGGAGAAGGAAAAAUUGGAUUAAGUUCCCGUACCCCAGUCUUGAAAACUGCUGCUAAUGGGGCUCAAAAGCAGUCGUCUGUUAAAGAACCUAGUCUUAAGAGAACGAUUAGCCAUGUGAAACCAACGAGUGUGACUGCUGCACAGCAUGAAAGUGUUAAACAUUCCAUCUCCAAGCAGGCAAGCAGCAGUUCUGGCACGGGAGACUCUCUUCCGCGGAAAAAAAGCAGCUUGAGUACGGGACCGGGGAGGCCAGGCAGCAACUUAAAUCCUGGACGUGGGUUGCAGGGUCCCAGUUCCAGCACGGGACCAGGGCGAUCGGGAAGCCACUCGGGAUCCAGCCAACGAAGCAGCAGCAGCUCAAGUGUUGGGCCCGGACGGCCGGGCGGUAGUGUAGGUGUGGUACCCAGCAGACCAGGAAGCAGUUCGGGACCAGUGCGUUCUAGUAGUGGCCAAAGCAUUGGCUCUGGGCGGCCAAACAGCAUGCUGAACACCGGACUGGGGAGAGGAAGCAGCUCAGGGCCCGGACCAGGCCGGCCAAGCAGCACUUCAGUCGGGAACGUAAAACCAAAGUGCACUGUUGUAUCAGAAACAAUCUCAUCUAAAAAUCUGGUCCCCAGACUGCCUAGUGGCCAGGUGAAUGGAAUGAGACCACCACAGAGACCUGGGAUUCCCCCACAAGGUUAUCCAAGGCCCUUUCUGCCUAUUACUUCUGCCUAUAAAAGGCAAUAUGAAGAUGACGAUGAAGAAGAUUCUGAAAUGGAGGACUUUAUUGAUGACGAAGGGGAGCCGCAAGAAGAAAUCUCUAGACAUAUCAGAGAAAUAUUUGGAUAUGAUCGCUCUAACUUGAGACUGGGAAUGCUAGAAGAUCUAGAAGAGCAGAGACGUGAAGAGGAGGAAUUGAAACGCAAGAAGCAGACCAAAAAGUUGAGAACACGUUAACCA
Molecule: messenger RNA, 2008 nt
Organism: Gekko japonicus
Lineage: Eukaryota; Metazoa; Chordata; Lepidosauria; Squamata; Gekkonidae
Gene: SPTY2D1
Product: SPT2 chromatin protein domain containing 1
Exons: 5
Coding region: 122-2005 (627 amino acids)
Biological process (GO): nucleosome assembly; regulation of DNA-templated transcription
Cellular component (GO): nucleolus
Molecular function (GO): DNA binding; histone binding
Source: RefSeq, a predicted model, not a curated record